Messenger RNA from Knipowitschia caucasica, 1185 nucleotides. The record is from the annotation of a GenBank genome assembly. Lineage: Eukaryota; Metazoa; Chordata; Actinopteri; Gobiiformes; Gobiidae.
AUGAAAAAGUUGGUAGUGGAGGACUGCACUGGACCAGAAUGCAGUAAAGCGACUAUUUUAGCUGCUUUUUGGGGCUUUACGAGGGAGGAGAGAUCCAGAGCGCGUAUUUCUGGACGUGUUUGUCACAGAGUCAGAGAUCUACGUUUCUGUCGGCGUGCUGAGGAUCCUGUGUCGAAGCCCGCGAUGUGGAUGUGCUUGGUUUACAAUGAGACAGACUCCAGUGUGGACCAGCAGCUGUGCCAGGACCUCGGCCUCAUCCUCUCCAUCCUCUCCCUCGUCUACCUCCUGGUGUGCUUUCCUCUGGGUCUGUGCUACAACGUGCUGCUGGUGGUGGUCAACCUGUCCAACAAGGUAUCCAUGACGAUGCCGGACGUCUACUUUGUCAACAUGGCCAUCGCAGGAUUGGUGCUUAAUGUGGUGGCCCCGGUGGAGCUGCUGAGCUCCAGCUUCAGCCGCUGGUUUGUUUGGGACUAUAAUAACGAGGUGUACAUCACUCUGCUGAUUCUUUUCAACAUUUCAUCACUGGUCAUCAUGUAUUCCACCACACUACUUAGUCUGGACUACUAUAUUGAGCGGGCACUGCCUCGGACGUACAUGUCAAGUGUCUACAACACUAAACAUGUGUGCGGCUUCAUCUGGGGAGGAGCGGUGCUAACCAGCUUCUCUUCUCUGCUCUUCUACGUCUGCAAUCAUGUCUCCACCAAGAUGAUCGAGUGCUCCAAAAUGCAGAACAAGGAGGCAGCAGAUGCGAUCAUGAUGUUUAUUGGUUAUGUAGUCCCAGCAGUGGCAGUGCUGUAUGCAUUUGUGCUCAUUUUACGGAUUCGUAAGGAGUCUACUCCUCUCGACCAGGACUCAGCCCGUCUGGACCCUUCCAUCCACAGACUGCUGCUGGCCUCUGUGUGUGUCCAGUUUGUGCUAUGGACCCCUUACUACAUGACUCUGUUAGUGCACACUGUGGCCGGGAGUCCAGGCUCCUUUAGUAACAGACACCACUAUCCCACGUAUCAUUUCCUCAGAUGUGUGGCCAAACUCUUAGCUUUCUCCAGCAGUUUUGCCAUGCCCCUCAUGUACCGACAAAUGAAUAAGAACUUCUCUAACAAACUUCAGCGGCUGCUGCGAAGGCUGCAUUGCUCAGACCACUCAUGUCCUCAUGAACGCUCUGCGGUUCAGCAGGUGGUGACGUGA